UUGGACCUCGUAGUAUUAGAAAAUCGCGCACAAACUGACGAACGCCCAGAUUCUCUCUCCCUCUUGAUUCACCAAAAGUAGAGAGAGUGCGAAAUUCCUCCAUAGAUCCUCGCCUGCUCUCUCUCUCUCUCUCCUGCGCUCGCAGAUUAGCAUAUGCUUGCGGGCACACAGAUUGAUGAGAGCUUCGGCCGAAUCUGCAAUGUUGGAAUGAGACCCGCAUGGCUCAGUACAGGCAGUUCGGGUACCGGGAUCACGAUCUCCACUGCUCCAACGGCGCGUCGGAUCACACCCCGAUCGGGAUUCGAGCUGCCCCCCAACCGCACAAGCCCGGCCGCAGUAGGCGAUCCGCUCGGUCCGAGAAGAACCGGCGGUGCUCGAUCGGCGCCGUCGCGGUCGUCCUCUCUCUAGGUUUGGGUGUGACGGCGUUAGCUUACUAUUGCCUCUCCAGGGAUGGCAGAGAUAGAAAUAGCUACCAAGGCGAAGGAGAUGACUCGAAAAGCGACCUUGACUUUCUUGCUAAUGUGACACGAACUGAGAACGUCAAAGUCCUUGGAUUUGGACGGGGUUCAGUAGCGCAUGGGCGGGAUUCAAGGUAUUGGGACAGGGAUGAUAGGAGAAGGGAUGAGGAUUACAGUGAAGAAGUGGUGGAGAACACUAAAGUGACUUCUAACAAUGCAUCUUUUGAUAAGGGCCGCAUGUCUUCGAAAGGGAGAAACGGUGGCAAAAAGUCCUCUGUUGACGAUUCUCGAGGUGUCAAUCGAAGAGUAGUUGGACUAUAUAAUGAGGCUGGGCGCAAUGAACUGAAAAUGUAUGAAGCAGAAUAUGAGGCAUCGCUGAAAAGUUCUCGCCAAUCAGUAAAGCAGACUGGCAAUAAAAAUCAGUUAUCUGAUACUGGAGAUGAAAAUGAAGAGUUUGAUGCUGAGGACGAUUAUGAUGGUAUCGAUCUCCAUGAUGCACAUGAUACUGUCUUGAGUGAUGAUGGAGAUGAUUCUGAUUUUACCAUGUCUCAUGAAGUGAAUAAGAAGUCUUACCAAGGAAAUGGUCAAGAAUCCUCAAAUAAGUUUGAAUUUGGUACCAAGGGUCGAAAUGUUGCUGAGGUAGCUGAUGAAGCAUCAAAGAAAUCAUCUCAGAAGGAAUCCGUCAAUAUUGACAGUUUGGAUAGUCUGAAAACAAAUUCCAGACGUAAAAGUGUCAGUGAUGGUCAUGCAACUAAAAGGUCAACUAAAAGAAAAUCAAAACGCCGUUCUUGUGAGAUGAAGCUAUUGAAUUCUACUGCACAGCUUGUUGAGCCAUUAGAGAGUCGGAAAUUUGCGAGAUUUGCGCUGCAGUAUGUAGAUAUAGAGGAAAAGCCUGAUUGGCAACCAGAAUGGAAGCCGAGGUUUGCUGGGCAUCAAACUCUUCAACAACGAGAGGAGUCAUUCUUGGCUCGUGAUCAGAAGGUGCACUGUGGCUUUGUUAGAAGUCCUUAUGGAUUCCCAAGUACAGGAUUUGAUUUAUCAGAGGAUGACACAAGUUACAUUAGUAGAUGCCACAUUGCUGUAAUCUCUUGCAUUUUUGGGAAUUCAGAUCGUUUACGGACACCUGCUAAUAAGAUGAUCACUCGUUUGUCUCGAAAAAAUGUCUGCUUCGUUAUGUUCGUGGAUGAAGUUACUGUGCAGAUGCUUACUUCUGAGGGCCAUAUGGUGGACACAAUGGGUUUCAUUGGUCUCUGGAAAAUUGUGGUGGUAAAAAAUUUACCAUAUGAUGAUAUGCGGAGAGUCGGCAAGGUACCGAAGUUUCUGUCGCAUCGGCUUUUUCCAUCUGCAAGGUAUUCAAUUUGGUUGGACAGCAAGCUCCGACUCCAGUUGGAUCCUUUGCUCAUUUUGGAGUACUUCUUGUGGCGGAAAGGUCAUGAAUAUUCAAUAUCUAACCACUAUGAUCGGCAUUGUGUUUGGGAAGAAGUAGCUCAAAAUAAGAAGUUGAACAAGUACAACCACAGUAUCAUCGACCAACAGUUCACAUUCUACCAGUCUGAUGGUCUCAGGAGAUUCAAUCCACUGGAUCCAAUGAAACUUCUCCCUAGCAAUGUGCCGGAAGGAUCUUUUAUUGUCAGGGCACACACGCCAAUGUCGAAUCUAUUUUCCUGUCUCUGGUUCAAUGAGAUUGACCGGUUCACUCCUCGUGAUCAGCUUAGUUUUACUUACACAUACCAGAAGUUGAGAAGGAUGAACCCAGAGAAACCAUUUCAUCUGAAUAUGUUCAAGGAUUGCGAAAGGAGACGUGUAGCUAAGCUGUUUCGUCAUCGGUCAGAUGAGCGGCAGAAUACCCAUCAAGUAGAGAUUGAUUGAAUGGCACUGUGGUAAAACCCUCUCCAUCCGGUUUCUUGGCGUCAUUUGCAGUUGCCUUCUCCUUUGAUGCACAUGAGGAUAAAACUGCUAAACGCGACACUUUGGAAAGCGACACUUUGGAAAGCGGUGUUUGUCAUCAGGAGACACGAUUUUGCAAUUCGGAUGCAAGAAAAAGUCGGCAACGAUUGCUUGCCUUGGUGCCUGUGGAUUGGAUGGAGUGAGCUCGAAUAUAUGCUGUUGAUUGUGUAAUUCUAUGUAGGAUAGAAAGUUACGACUCAAUCAUUCAUCCAAUUUAUUACACCAUUCUUUGCUUCAUCAUGAGGCUGCGAGGCACCCAAUGCUUCACAAGGUUUGGUUCCCCUAGGGCUGUCAAUUUUCGUGUUCUUUUUGCCUCGUCAAUGACUUUGUGCUCGUUAUCUGUAAGAAGCUUCAGUUCAAUCGUUAUGAGAUUGCACAAUGGCAUCAUCUCAAAGCAAUAUCUAUUU
Molecule: messenger RNA, 2812 nt
Organism: Rhodamnia argentea
Lineage: Eukaryota; Viridiplantae; Streptophyta; Magnoliopsida; Myrtales; Myrtaceae
Exons: 7
Coding region: 219-2327 (702 amino acids)
Source: RefSeq, a predicted model, not a curated record